Messenger RNA from Phyllotreta striolata, 3222 nucleotides. NCBI's taxonomy places the organism in Eukaryota, Metazoa, Arthropoda, Insecta, Coleoptera, Chrysomelidae. The record is from the annotation of a GenBank genome assembly.
AUGGAGGAAUCGUUUGGUCUGACUUGGGAGGAUCCCACCGCCGUCGUGCAAACGGAAGAGGUGAUUUGCGGCAUCGAAAACGAAAUCCUGCCGGUCGAUAGCAAGGAAUUCAUCCAAGGCGUCAACGAUGCCGACGAAUUCGUCCACGAGGAGGUGGUCAACGAGGCGAUGGACUGCGAAAUCAAAGUCGACGAAGUCGAAUUGCAACAGAACAUCUCCGUGCCGGACAUACAAGAGACACAGGAAGUACAAGAAUCUGCUGGUAUCGACGGCGUCAUGUACUUCUCCGACGGUAAUGUUCUUGUAAUGAACCAACAAACCUCGGAAGCGCCAUUUGAAGAAAUCGGCGAAUGCCAAGUAACGGAGGAAAUCAUCACGGGAGGAUGGGGAGACAACUGCGCCGAAGAAAUCGUGGUCGGUUCCGAGGAAGCCGUUGGCACCGAAGGCGCCGGCCAGGAGGACCUGGACGUGCCGCUGCCGACCGAUCAGGACGAGUACACGGCGACCAGGCCGUACCCGUGCGAUUUCUGCAGCCGGCGAUUCAGGAAGAAGGCGAAUCUCAUGAAUCACAUGGUGGCCCACCAGACGGACAGGCCGCACGGUUGCAACUUGUGCGGCGUGCGGUACAUAAGAAAGUGCGAUUUGAUGAAUCAUCUGAAAAUACACGCGUACAUGCCCGAAGGGGACGGCCUAGACGACGAAGCCGUCCAAAGCAUUGAUAACAUCGGCGACAAUCCGGAGAAGAAGAAGAAAUUGAAGCAGGCCGGUAAAAAGAGGAAAAAGAAAAUCAAAGAGGAAACCGAAUCGGGCGACGAGGCGUACGGCGAUUACGGCGCUUCUAGUUCGCGAUCGUACGGCUACAUGGAGGAGGAGACGAAAUUGGUGGAGCAAAUGUCGAAUAACAUCAAUCACGACUAUAAUUUCAUAAAGGAUCAACAGCCGAUGGAGAAUCGUUUUCCCAUAACGGAUCCGAGGAAACCGUUCGUUUGCCAACAUUGCGGCGUCGCGUUCGCCAGGGAAAAGGCCAUGCUCUCCCAUAUCAGAUUACAUUCGGAGGGCGACAGUCCGUUUGAGUGCCAGAAAUGCGGGGAAAUGUUUUGGGAUGCCAAUCAAAUGAAGGAGCACGUCAAGGAGAAACAUGGCGGCGUCGACGACUACGAUGAUGACGACGACGAUGAUUAUUCGGAGGAAGACACCAAGUACGGAACUUAUUAUUGUUCCACUUGCGGCUUGUCUUUCCAUAGGCAAGACAAUCUUCGCAGACAUCAAAGGAUACACGUGAAAGAAGAGUACGUGAACGAACACGAAUUCGGUCACAUUUGCAACGUGUGCGGAGAAUCCUUUCAGGAGGCGUUGGAUUUGUUGGCUCACGCCGAGGUUCACGCUCGCGCCCUCGAAUACAGGUGUAUGAUAUGCGGCGAAUUGGAGGACGAUGAAAAUUUAUUGGCCGUUCACGUUCAAGCGAAACACGGCAACAAUCUAUUACCAAACACGUGCAUGCUGUGCGGUCGAAGCUGCAAAGAUCAACGGACGUUGUUGAAGCAUUCUUGGGGCCAUUCGAAAGAGAAAGUAUUUGCUUGUACGAAAUGCAACAAAACCUUUCACAAUAAGGCCAGAUUGAAGCGCCACAUGUUGUCGCACAGGAACAAAGUGGUGACGUGCGACGUGUGCGGCGAGGAAUUCCCCGACGGUAGAUCGUUGAUGAACCACAGGCACAGCCACAGCAGCGUGUCGGGGCGGCAGUUCCCUUGCAGGGAAUGCGGAAAGACCUUCGGCUCGAGGAGCUCGCAGCAAAUUCACAUCAGAAUACAUACUGGCGAGAGACCUUACGGAUGUAGAUUUUGCUGGAAAGCCUUCGCCGAUGGCGGUACUCUUCGCAAACACGAGCGUAUUCACACGGGCGAGAAACCGUACGCUUGCGCCGUUUGUCCGCGGGCAUUCAAUCAACGCGUAGUCCUGCGAGAGCACAUUCGAUCUCACCAUUCGGGACCCGAUCCGAAAUAUUCCAAUAGCAUGACGCCCUUCUGUUGUUCGGUGUGCUCGGAUAUGUUUGCGACCUCGCAGGAUUUGAUAUUGCAUUUGAUCCAUCAUUGCGACAUGAAUACGGCGAUGAAGCGUCAACCGCAAGUCGGUCCGAGGAAAUACAAGCGCAGAAGGAAAUUGAAACCUCACGAAUUGGAGAUGAUGACCCGAAUGGAGGACGGGGACAAUGAACAAUCCGAAGAUUUGGGCGAUAAUUAUACGGAUUCCGAAGAGGAAAAGGAAAGGAAGAAACGGUACACUAGGAAACAACCAACGAAGAAAGCCGCAUCGCCGGAUUCGCCCAAAGAACCCGAAAGCGAAUCUUAUGUGGACCUGUAUAAUAGCGUUUCUUCGACCAUAGAAAAUAUCAAUACGUUGGUAAAUUCGAAGUCGACGCCGAAAACUAAGCAGCAAAUCAAAAAGAUGAAAUCGGAUCAAUCGGUGCCCAGCAGGCCGAAAAUGAUCCAUACGCAAAAAACGCGGGUCGCCGUCGAAACCGGCGAGGACGGACGGAUUAGGCACAAGACGAAAACUCUGAUAACCCGAACUCAACCAGCCGAGAUAAAAUCCGCUACUGGCGAACGGAUACGACCGCGAACGAAGAACGUCAACUACCACGUGCUGCAGGAGAAGCUGCCGCUGGCGACGUUCGAAGACGCCGCCGUCAGGGACACCGAAUCGGCCGUCGAGAACCUCCUCAAGCAGGAGAACAACGUGAUCGUCGAACCCGAGCACCGCGACGACGACGACGACGAGGGCGGCGUCCUUUGUCCGGACCCUACGGAGCGACCGCCCGACGCCGUCGCCGCCGAGCAAACCGUCGAAACGACCGCCGUCGCUCCCUCGCCGGUGACGUUGGUCGAGGUGCGCCGAUCGUCGCGGACCGCCGCCAGCAACAGCUUGAAGCCCGGCCGGCACGUCAUAGGCCCCGGAAGCAAAGUGAGAUUGGUCAAAGGCGGGAUGAUCGUGUCGAAGAAAUCGCGGAACAAGAAGUCGGAGUCGGAGAACGAGUUGCCGUCGACGGAGGCGGCCGCGGUGAAGCAGGAGGCGUUGGAGGAGGCGUCGUCGUUGCGCGAACUGGCCGAGAUAUCGAUGCAGCACGCGAACGCUGCGGCGCAGGCGGUGUUCAAAUGCGAGAUGUGCAGCGAGAUGUUUUCGGAUAGGGCGCAGUUGCUGUUGCACGUGCCCGUGCACAUUUGA